Messenger RNA from Camellia sinensis, 1478 nucleotides. RefSeq names its product putative aspartic proteinase GIP2. The record is from RefSeq and is a predicted model, not a curated record. Gene Ontology annotation, molecular function: aspartic-type endopeptidase activity. Gene Ontology annotation, biological process: proteolysis. Lineage: Eukaryota; Viridiplantae; Streptophyta; Magnoliopsida; Ericales; Theaceae.
GCACUAGUCCUCUUCAAAAACAAAGACAUCACAACUCAUGGCUUCCUCAUUAUUGCAUUCCACCCUCCUCUUCUCUCUCCUAUUGAUCUCUUCGGCAUUCGCACAGACCUCUUUUAGGCCCAAAGCACUUAUUCUUCCAGUCCAAAAAGACCCUUCUACCCUCCAAUAUCUCACCAAUCUCAACCAGAGGACUCCUCUUGUCCCUGUCAACUUAACACUAGACCUUGGUGGCCAGUUUUUAUGGGUAAACUGUGAGCAAGGCUAUUCCUCCUCCUCUUACCGCCCUGCUAGGUGCGGCUCCGCCCAAUGCUCACUUGCUGGCUCUAAAUCAUGCACCACAGAGUGCUACUCUGCCCCUAAGCCAGGGUGCUACAACAACACAUGCGGUCUCCUACCCGACAACACCGUCACACACACCUCUACGGGCGGUGAUCUUGGUUCCGAUAUUGUCACUGUUGAAUCCACUGACGGGAAGAACCCCGGGAAGGUUGUCUCUGUGCCUCAUUUCCUCUUUGUUUGUGGGUCUACAUCUCUGUUGGAAGGCCUUGCCAGUGGUGUCAAGGGCAUGGCUGGCCUUGGAAGGACUAAAAUUUCACUCCCUUCUCAAUUCUCUACAGCUUUUAGCUUUCACAAAAAGUUCGCUAUCUGUUUGAGCUCUUCAACAAGAUCUAAUGGCGUUGCGAUCUUUGGUGAUGGACCGUAUAUGUUUCUUCCUAAUAUUGAUGCCUCAACCUCUCUUGUUUACACCCCUCUCAUCCGCAACCCGGUAAGCACUGCCUCGGCUUCUUUUUCUGGUGAUGCCUCUUCGGAUUACUUCAUCGGAGUCAAAUCCAUCAAGAUUGGCGAAAAAAACGUACCCAUAAACACUACUUUGCUAACCAUUGACAGUGAAGGCAAUGGUGGAACCAAGAUUAGCACUGUCAAUCCCUACACAGUCUUGGAGACUUCGAUCUACAAAGCUGUCACUAAGUUUUUCAUCAAUGAGCUCUCUGGCGUCCCAAGAGUGGCAUCGGUAGCACCUUUCGAGGCAUGUUUUAACUCCAAGAACAUAUCAAGCACGCGGGUUGGGCCAGGUGUGCCUGCCAUUUUUCUUGUAUUGCAGAGUGAAACUGUGUUUUGGAGUAUCUAUGGUGCCAACUCAAUGGUGCAGGUGAGUGAUGAUGUUUUGUGCCUAGGAUUUGUGGAUGGUGGUGCAAAGCCAAGGACUUCUAUUGUGAUUGGAGGGUACCAACUUGAGGACAAUCUUCUACAGUUUGAUCUUGCAGCAUCAAGGCUAGGGUUCAGCUCAUCACUGUUUUUUAGGCGAACAACUUGUGCCAACUUCAACUUCACAUCCAAUGCUUAGAAGCAUGAAUUAAUGUUUGUAUACAUUGUCACAAUUUAAAUAAGAGGCCAUAUGAUUGCUUGAGGUAGCCUCACAUAUGUAUGCAUUUGUUAAUGCAACUAUUUUCAAUAAAUUUGGUGCAUUAGAUUGUUAA